Rhizophagus irregularis DAOM 181602=DAOM 197198 is the source of this 405-nucleotide messenger RNA. RefSeq lists its product as uncharacterized. NCBI's taxonomy places the organism in Eukaryota, Fungi, Glomeromycota, Glomeromycetes, Glomerales, Glomeraceae. The record is from RefSeq and is a predicted model, not a curated record.
AUGGCCAGCAAAAUUUUGGAAAAUAUUGUUAGUUUUUACCGUAAAUAUAAUUUAAAAGUUAAUGAAAAUUCUUUUAAUCCAACACCGAAAUUAAAAUCUAGCCCUGUACCAAUUCUAUUUAUUCCAUUUAAUGAAAAUGCAUAUAUUGAAUAUGAAACACUAGCAUUGAGUAUGUUAAACAUUUUAAACAACUUUAGACUUCAAACUAUUCAUGAAAAAGAUUUCGUACAUCGAGAUUUUCAUAGUGGAAAUAUAUUGAUUAAAAAUAAUUUAUGUAAAAUAGAUCAAUAUCUAAUUGAAAAUUUAGGAUUAUCACGGCCUUCAAAUGACAUUCCACAAGAUAGCAAUAUAUAUGUAGUAAUACCUUAUAUUGUACCAAAAUAUUUAAAGGCGUCAAUUUUCUAA